AUGUCGAAUUUGUCGAAGCUUGAGUUUGUGGCACUUGAUAUCUCCGGAAAGAAUUACUUAUCAUGGGUACUCGAUGCUGAAAUUCACCUAGACGCCAAAGGCCUUGGUGCCACUAUUAUUCAGGAUAAAGCGAAGGCAAUGGUUUUCCUUCGUCAUCAUCUGGAUGAAGGAUUGAAGGUUAAAUACCUGAUAGUGAAAGAUCCACUUGAAUGGUUUAAAGGAAAGGAUUUUAAAACUGUAUGUGAUUAUAACUCUGUUGUUUAUAAAAUUACUUCCCAAUUGAAAUUAUGUGGGGAUAAUAUAACUGACGAGGAUAUGUUGGAAAAGACUCUUACGACUUUUCAUGCCUCCAAUUUGGUAUUACAACAGCAGUACCGGGAGAGGGGUUUUAAAAAGCAUGCUGAUUUGAUAUCAUGUCUUCUUGUGGCUGAGCAGCAUAAUACCCUUUUAUUGAAAAGUCAUGAAGCCCGUCCCACUGGAACUGCUCCAUUCCCGGAAGCGAAUGUGGUAGCAACACAUGGCCCAGCUGAAAGAAGACAAAAUAGUCGGGGCCAUAAUAAUGAGCGUGGGCGUGGUAGGGGCAAGGGACGAUAUUAUAAUCGCCGUGAUGGUGGUCACCAUAAAAGAGAGAACAAUAUGGGUUAUCAAGGCAAUCCUUCAAGGAACAACUGCCAUCGUUGUGGUUUGAAAGGUCACCGGAAAAAUGAAUGCCGGGCCCCUGAACAUUUUGUCAGGCUUUAUCAAAAUUCCUUCAAAAGAAAGGCAAAUAGAGGUGGUGCCCGAGUGGAGUCACACAUGACUUCAAAAAAUGACGAUGACACAGGGCCUUCACGAAAAUAUUAUGAUAAUGUUGGAGCUAAUUUGGCUUUGAAAGAUGAUGAUUUUGAUGGGCUUGAUGAUGUUACUCAUUUGGAAGUUGAAGACUUCUUUUAA
Molecule: messenger RNA, 933 nt
Organism: Lycium barbarum (goji berry)
Lineage: Eukaryota; Viridiplantae; Streptophyta; Magnoliopsida; Solanales; Solanaceae
Exons: 2
Coding region: 1-933 (310 amino acids)
Molecular function (GO): nucleic acid binding; zinc ion binding
Source: RefSeq, a predicted model, not a curated record